Molecule: messenger RNA, 543 nt
Organism: Lithohypha guttulata
Lineage: Eukaryota; Fungi; Ascomycota; Eurotiomycetes; Chaetothyriales; Trichomeriaceae
Exons: 1
Coding region: 1-543 (180 amino acids)
Source: RefSeq, a predicted model, not a curated record
AUGGCUUUCAAUCGAUAUCCGGCAUCACCUUUAUCACCGAAGCCGCCAUCUGGCCCUAGCCUGUCACCUCAGAAUUCGCAACGAAGGGGCAACCAUGGAAGGCAGUCCUCCAGAAACAUGCAGCUUAAUCUUGGUCGAUUUCAUCCUUCGAACUACGAGCAAGCUGAUCGCUCUUCAAACACGCCUUCUCGUCCACCACAAAUUACAUACACGAGGGCUCCGGCACCAGUGCCAACUGUAGUCGAAUCUCCACGACUUCUCCGGGAGAAACAUCGAGAGUUUCUCGAGAAAGCUAAACUCUCGUCGAAGCUUGCAGCAUCACCUCAUUCAGACAAGCCAGAUGCACCACGGUUAGACCCGCUCGGAAGCCCGAAAGGACCAGUGACACCACUUGCAUUGGAAGAAGCUGGUGACUAUUUUUCAGUAGCAGGUGCUGGUAAGAUCUCUCCAGGAGGCAGCCCAACCACCAGAAGUCCUCGUGCACUCUCAGUCUCGAGUGAUGAUGAAACCAAGCCAGCCGGCAAGAGUCGAAAGAUCGCCUAG